Messenger RNA from Spizellomyces punctatus DAOM BR117, 1665 nucleotides. RefSeq lists its product as uncharacterized. Gene Ontology annotation, biological process: exocytosis; maintenance of cell polarity; endocytosis. Bases 91 to 1443 code for a protein of 450 amino acids. The record is from RefSeq and is a predicted model, not a curated record. Gene Ontology annotation, molecular function: sterol binding. Gene Ontology annotation, cellular component: cytosol; membrane; intracellular membrane-bounded organelle. Lineage: Eukaryota; Fungi; Chytridiomycota; Chytridiomycetes; Spizellomycetales; Spizellomycetaceae. The transcript has 3 exons.
AACUUCUUUAGAUUUCUCCGUCGUUAACUUGGGGUUUUCUUUCAAACUGCUCUGGCUUGACAGCGACUUUGGCCUUUGGAAAUAGCAGAAAUGAGUGGAAAAGACAAGAUGGACGACAAGACCGCGGCGACCGUAGCAAUGGAAACGGAAAACCUUGACCAUGCUGAAGGAACGUCCAAGGUCAAGUUUGUGUUUGGAAUGCUAAAAAAGUUGGUGGGUGUCAAGGAUUUGAGCAGCAUGCGCCUCUCCCUUCCGGCUUCUCUUAUGGAACCCGAGUCUAACCUCGAGUUCUGGAACUACAUGGACCGUCCUGACUACUUUGUUACAAUCCCAGAUGGUGAAGACCCUCUCGAGCGUAUGCUUCGUGUCAUUAGAUGGUGGUAUUCAAAAGACACGAAAUGGAAGGACCAGCGCAUUCGGAAACCGUACAAUUCGAUCCUGGGGGAGCGGUUCCUGUGCUGGUGGGAUGUACCCCUCAAUGAUGUCUCUCCUUCCGCCGAGCCACGGUCGAGUACAUCGACAGACCAGACAAACACCGACCAGGAGAGCGAGAAAACGCUUGUAGAUGAUACUCCGCUCAAAGUCACAUGUAUCACCGAGCAAAUUUCGCAUCACCCUCCCGUAUCCGCCUACUAUUAUGAAUGUAAGGAGAAGGGUAUUAUUGGACGUGGUGUAGAUCAUAUUUCUGCGAGAUUCACAGGAACAAACAUCAAAGUCGGUCCAGGUGCCCAAAACCACGGCAUCUACAUAACGCUCACCUCCCUUGACGACGAAGAAUACAACAUCCAACACCCAUGGGCAUCAGUCACAGGCUGGCUUUCUGGGUCUCCAUACGUCGUCGUGGGCGAGAGCGCCAUUAUCACCUGCCCAAAGACAGGCCUUAAAGCCGUAUUGGAGUAUAAGGAAGAGUCCAUGUUUGGCAAGGCCAAGUUCGCCAUUGAAGGAAAGAUUUUCAAGUAUGAUUACGAAGCCGACAAAUCAUAUACGGACAAGGAGCGCAAAGAAAAGGAAAAAUUGAGUAAAAUCAAGGACAAGGAUGUGGUGUGCCGACUUUACGGCCAAUGGAAUGGUCAAAUCUUUUGUGUGAAAACUACUCAAGACAGCGACGCAAAACCCCGUCUUCUUUUCGACAUGCACACGUCCACUCCCGCCAAAAAGCAAACACUCCCCCUGGAAGACCAACAUCCACUCGAGUCCCGCCGAAUAUGGGAACCAGUCACCUCAGCACUGUUAGCCAAGGACUUUACACUCGCCACGAAUGAGAAAAGAAGGAUAGAAGAUGCACAGAGAAAGCUGGCUGCUGAACGUGCUGCACGUGACGAAGACUUUGUGAGCGAGUACUUUGAGUUCAAAGGUGAUCGCGCUGGCAGGCCAGGCCCACCUGUCGAUAUGAAUAGAGCAAAACCAUUUUUAAAGGAAGGAAAGCAGUUUGUGUGUAAGUAGCGCUGCUGCUGGUAUACGUUACAUGUAUAUAGAUGAGACGAACGUAAACAAAAGUGCGCAAGUAGAUCCAUAGCUGGUCUCAAUGUUUAUAGCAAACAAGAUCUGUAAAGUAGAUUAGCUGUUGUAUGUGCUGUAAAAACCCAAAACAAGUGUAAAUUUCUGAUCCGUAACUGAAAUCUCAAGUCGGGCUUUGCCACAGGAUCCAAAGUAAUCAGAUUUGUU